CUAGGGUUUUGCUGCUCUCCGACCCCGAGCUCCGAAGGCCGCAGCAUCAGGCGCGGCCCCCCUCGCGUGUGACCGAGAUGGCGCUGCCGAAUCAGGGGACCGUUGAUUACCCCAGCUUCAAGCUCGUCAUCGUCGGCGAUGGUGGAACUGGUAAAACUACAUUUGUGAAGAGGCAUCUCACUGGAGAGUUUGAGAAGAAAUAUGAACCAACCAUUGGUGUGGAAGUUCAUCCGUUGGAUUUCACCACUAACUGUGGUAAGAUCAGGUUCUACUGCUGGGAUACCGCAGGGCAAGAGAAGUUUGGUGGCCUCAGGGAUGGAUACUAUAUCCAUGGCCAGUGUGCGAUCAUCAUGUUUGAUGUAACCUCAAGGCUUACUUACAAGAAUGUUCCUACGUGGCAUAGGGACCUGUGCAGGGUCUGUGAAAACAUCCCCAUUGUCCUCUGCGGUAAUAAGGUUGAUGUGAAGAACAGGCAGGUCAAAGCCAAGCAGGUUACUUUCCACAGGAAGAAGAAUCUGCAGUACUAUGAAAUUUCUGCCAAGAGCAACUACAACUUUGAGAAACCUUUCCUGUACCUUGCAAGGAAGCUGGCUGGUGAUCCGAACCUUCACUUUGUUGAAGCUGUUGCUCUUAAGCCUCCGGAAGUUACCAUCGACAUGGCUAUGCAGCAGCAGCAUGAAGCUGAGCUUGCUGCAGCAGCUGCACAACCUCUUCCUGAUGACGAUGAUGAUCUGAUUGAGUAGAAAGGAUCAUGAGUCUUGGACUUGAGCAGGAGUUGUGCCUUGCACGAUUUAAGUUGUUCUAGGGUGGACUCUCUCUUGAGUUAUCAUUGUCUGGAUCAUUUUUUUCUCCUUGGACUUGUUGCAACUUUUGAGUGUGGAAAUGGAUUGGAAUAGUCGCCAUGAAUUUGCUGGCUACUUUAUACAUGUCUUUGUUCAUAAACCUUGUUUUAAGAUGAAGUUGUGGCAAUCCUCUUAGUGCUAAUAUAAUGUUCUAUUGUCAGCUGU
Molecule: messenger RNA, 1007 nt
Organism: Zea mays
Lineage: Eukaryota; Viridiplantae; Streptophyta; Magnoliopsida; Poales; Poaceae
Product: GTP-binding nuclear protein Ran-A1
Exons: 8
Coding region: 78-743 (221 amino acids)
Biological process (GO): ribosomal subunit export from nucleus; protein import into nucleus
Cellular component (GO): nucleus; cytoplasm
Molecular function (GO): GTPase activity; GTP binding
Source: RefSeq, marked provisional